Messenger RNA from Suricata suricatta (meerkat), 1852 nucleotides. RefSeq names its product coiled-coil domain containing 71 (gene CCDC71). Bases 114 to 1685 code for a protein of 523 amino acids. Lineage: Eukaryota; Metazoa; Chordata; Mammalia; Carnivora; Herpestidae. The record is from RefSeq and is a predicted model, not a curated record. The transcript has 3 exons.
CGGGAAAAUCUCCCCCCGCCUUAACCCUGCACCUGCCGUGGCCAGAGCAGGGCGCGUCGACCCACAGUCAAACGCAAACCGACCCAGACCCUGGCCCAGCCUAUCUUCUGAGCAUGCAGAGUAUUGAGCUGGGAGCCUAUUCAUGCAGGUGCAAAGCGCUGGUUUGCGGAUACCCAGGUAGAUCUGCAGUGCCUAAUGCCAUGAGCGUGGUGGUGCAGCAUGUGGAGGAGAAAGCUGUGCACUCCUGGUCGCGGAUCUCCACGGCAGGAAAGAAGGCCCUGGAGGAGGCGCUGCUUGUUUUUAACCCCAUGAGCCAGGAUCUCAGUGCCACAGAGGCCCAGCUUGUAGCCUUCCUGCAGGGCCUGCGGGAUGAUGGCUUCCAACCUACCAUCCUGCGCAGCGGUGAUGUCUAUGGCUAUAGUUCAUGCACAGCCAACCCCCCAAGCCAGACGAAGUUGCAAGCUCGUGCCCCCACCCCAGCUGCCACAUCACCUCCAGCCAGCACUCCCCGAACUGCCAUGCGGCUGCCUGCAGGCCAGGCCACACUGCUUCCUGUGCCACUAUCUGGAAGGCUGGCCAAAGCAUCCACACCAGCCCUUGCCAAGCAUGCUACCACCAACCUGCUGCUGAGCUCCCUGAAGCAGUCAAGUGCCAGCCGUGCCCGGGGUGCAGCAAUGGGCUUCCCCGCCCACCUCUAUCCAGGUGUCUACCCUGCCAUGCGGCUCUCUGUUGUCCUUGAGGCCCUGGUUCCACUAAAGACUCCCAUGCCCUGCUUGGGUGCCAAGCACAAGGCACAGUCACUGCAGCUCUCACUUGCAGACUCUCCCCUGAAGCUGCGCAAAGGUCCAAGGAAGAGACCAGGGAACUCUCAGCCCAAAGCUCCCAGAAAAGCCACAAGCAAGGGCCCCAAAUGCCUGACUCAUAGAGCCCCCAGGGCCAGACCCCAACAAGGCACUAUGCCCCAGAAAAAGACCUGCAAAGCUACUGGGUCCCUCAGUGGCCUACAAAUGAAAAGUGGCUCUGCCCUGGGCACCAAAACAUCCCAGGCCAAAGCAGCUCAAACACUAGCCAAAGCUGCUCAGGCCAAGGUGGCUCGAGCACAGGCCAGAGCUGCCAAGGCCCGGGCAAAAGCCAAGGCAGCACAGAUCAGGGCCAAGGCCAAGGCAGCACGAAUCAGGGCCAAAGCCAAGGCAGCACGGAUCAAGGCCAAGGCCAAGGCUGUGCGGGCUAAGGCCAAGGCUGUGCGGGCUAAGGCCAAGGCAGUGCGGGCCAAGGCCAAGGCAGUGCGGGCCAAGACCAAGGCAGUGCGGGCCAAGGCCAAGGCAGUGCGGGCCAAGGCCAGAGUGGCUCGGACCCAGCCCAGGAGCAGGGGCAGGCCAAAAGGGUCUGUUCAGGCCAGGACUGCAAGGAGGGGCCGGAAAAGCUGCCCUGAGGCCGUGGGGCAGAAGAGGAAAAGGGCUGAGGAGGCAAAGGAUCUUCCUCCCCGGAAAAGAACACGACUUGGGCCCCGAUCCCCUAAGGCAUGGCUAGGGCCUGGAACAGCAAAGCUGCUGAAAUUUCGGGCCAUCAAGGUGGACAGGCGGUCCUCGGACGAUGAGGUUCGGCAGCGGGCUCAACGGAUCCUUCGUGUGAACCUGUCCCCUAUAAUACAGCUCCAGCCAUUGCUGCCAUACUCAGCACUCUGAUUCCUUCACAUAAUAAUGUUUGGGGAAACUGAGCCCAGUUGUCUGUGUGACCAGCGGCACAGUGUGCAAUGCCCAUGGAUUCUACAACCCCAAGGACUCUGGGUGCCUUUCCAGGGCCCUGAGAGCCACCAUUCUCCUUUCAGAGACUGGAGGAUAUGGGGUGGUAU